Messenger RNA from Phyllopteryx taeniolatus (common seadragon), 2848 nucleotides. Its product is annotated as CD276 antigen-like. The transcript has 8 exons. Bases 242 to 1471 code for a protein of 409 amino acids. Gene Ontology annotation, cellular component: external side of plasma membrane. Gene Ontology annotation, biological process: positive regulation of T cell proliferation; T cell costimulation; cell surface receptor signaling pathway. NCBI's taxonomy places the organism in Eukaryota, Metazoa, Chordata, Actinopteri, Syngnathiformes, Syngnathidae. The record is from RefSeq and is a predicted model, not a curated record.
GAGUGCGCGGCGGCGUGUGUGUGAGCGUGCAGCAGUCUAUUCUCUAAAUAACCUGUUGAGCCAGUCAAGCUAAGGCACCCGUGGGGCUCUCUGGCCGGCUCACUCAGGCCACUCUGCCUUUUUUGGGGACGGAUUUCACCUCAUCACGACUCACGAUCCAAAGAAAAUCCCGCAGGAAGCAGCACGACAACACAGCAAAGAGCAUGGAUUCAAAGUCUGCGUGAGUUUGAAGGCGAAAACCAUGUCAGCAUUCAUUUGCAUGUGGGCCUGCUUCCUGCUGCGGAUCAGCGUAGCCGCUGCACAGGACAAGACGCCAGAUGCCUCCGUCACAUGUUUGGUGUCGGAGGAGUGCCACCUCCCGUGCACGUUCCCUCCGGCCCCCAACCAGAGCGUGCGCUGGUUCCGGCAGGACGUGCUGAUGUUCAGCUUCGCCGAGACGCACGGCGAGAGCAAGACGCUGGUCGGGCGGGCCGCCGUGUACCCGCCGAUGAUCGCGGGCGGCAACGCCACCCUUGUCCUCAGAGAGGUGGGCCUCAAGGACCGUGGCACGUACCGGUGUCGAGUGCACACGUCCCAGGGAGAACACAACGCCAAGGUCGUCUUGAAAGUGGAGGCGCCCGUCCAAGGCCUGUCCCUGGAGUUGUCACGGCUGAGCGGUUAUGAGGAGAUGAAGUGCACCGUUCGCGACGUCUUCCCGCCGCCUCGAGUCACCUGGGCCACGGAGCCGCCCACCUUCGAGGACCUGCGCCCAAUCACGCGCAUGCUGGCUGACAAACGGGGUCUGUACACGGCCGACAGUAGGCUGAAGGUUCUGAAAGGCCAGCCGGACCUCAUCUACAUAUGCAAAGUCACCACCUCCUACGGGGGUCCCACGUGGACGUCCUCGCUGCGGGAGAGAGCAAUAACAGGAAGUGAGGGUCGAGAUUUGACCAUCCCCUGCUUCGCGCCGCCGUACCUGAAUAGCCCCACCCUCCACUGGAGCUUCUCCAACGGGGAGGACCCGGCGCACAUCCUGACCUACGACAGUCGCUCGGGGCACAGCCACUCGGCGCCCGCCUGGGAACGCCACGCGGAGCUAGACGGUUUCAGGGUCCCGUUUGGGGACGGCUCGCUGCGCCUGAUGGACCCCGAGCACGCCCAUCACGAGGGCACCUACAGCUGCGUCUUCUCCAUGCCGUACAACACGCACACGGAGCGAACGGACGUCGCCAUCAACACACCUACUGCCAAUCGUAGCACCUCGGGGCAGACGUCCUACUGGUGGAUCAUAGGCCUGGUGGUAGCCGUGAUGGUCCUGGGACUAGCGGCCAUGUUGGUCUACCUCAAGCUGCGAGGAAACACAGCGAAACCCUCAUCACGUGAUCCCGAAGAGGAGACCGAGCUGAAUUCGGUCAAAGAUGUGGAGGGCGAGAGUGAAACCAGCAAGCGUUUUGCAGCCGGAGGCAACAACGGACAGUCGGGUCUCUCCUGACCCCAAACAACAACACUUCACACACCAUCACACCAUCUUUUUAUUACAAACAUUUUGUACAAAGUCAUGUAUCGUACAAUACUGAGACUACUCACAAAAAGUUUGAAUAUUGGGCUUUCGGUUGGAAUUUCAGGAUGAACCUAAAAUGCACUAUAACCUUUGCAGGUGAAUUUUAUUUGACCUUGUGUAAACUCAAUGUCUCAGGACUUUCCGCACAACUCGCUGUUAACUCACUUCUGUGCCUUUCUGUGACUCUUCCAGUCCCUGUGUAUCUGUGGUAACCCGCUGAUGACAUUUUUGUGACACUCUUACCAGAUUUCAAACAGUUGCCUGAGUGUCAUCAGCAGAUUGCAACAGAGAUCCAGAGACACCGGAGGAGUGACAGAAAGGCACCGACGUCAAUGUCAUGAGACUUUUUCUUGGAUCAAACAGCCAUUCUGAACUUUGGCCAUUGGGCUCCCUCGAGAGAGACAAUUCACUCCAGAUGUGCUUUUGCGAAAAGGAGGCCAAAGUGGAAUGCAGGCCGGGUGGAUGCCUAAGAAGGCUUGUCGGAAUGUUUUCUUAUCGUUCCGCCUGUAUUGACUCAACAUCACGCAGUCCCGAAGCGUAAUCCUGUUCCGCCCGUCGACAUGGACAGCGUCAACAACAACAUUCUCUUGAACCCCGGACAGUUGACAUUUUGUCCCGUCAGUGAGGGAACCAUGAAUGCCAACAUCUCCCUUCGGAAGGUGGGCCACAAGGCAGUAUUAUUUCAACACGAUAAAAACUACAAAGACAACUCCAGGACAACCACUGACUUCCUCAAGAAGCUGAGGGGAAACAGUGAUGGUCUGACCCAGCAUGUCUCCAGACCUAAACCCUAUCGUGCAUCUGUGAGGCAUCCUCAAACAGAUGGUGGAGGAGCAUAAAAUGUUGUGGGCAAACAAAAUACCGACACUUUGUGCACAACUUGGACAGUUUCACCUCGGGGUCUACUCACUUUUGUUGCCACAGGUUUCGAAAUUAAUGGCUGUGUGUUGAGCUAUUUUGAGGGGACAGUAAAUCUGACACUGUUAGACAAGGUGUAAACUUAACACUGGAGCAAAAUGUCAUUUCUUCGGCGUUGUCCCAUCAAAAGAUAUGGAAAGUAUUUACAAAAAUGUGAGGGGUGUACUCAAUUUUGUGAAAUAUGCAUGUAUAUAGAAUGAAAAAGACGUUUUGUAUCAAUCAAAUGGCCAUUGUGUUCUCUUUCUGGUGUACCUGUCUAGGCCACUUGGAAGCAACAUAAGCCAGACAGACAGAUAUACGGCUAAUUGACAUGUAUCAACUCCUCCCACCUCAUUAGUGCGGCACUAAUAUUAGUCGUUCUUCACAGAGGAUAAAGACUAUAUGACUGUC